Lactuca virosa is the source of this 861-nucleotide messenger RNA. The record is from the annotation of a GenBank genome assembly. Lineage: Eukaryota; Viridiplantae; Streptophyta; Magnoliopsida; Asterales; Asteraceae.
AUGAAUUCCAACCCUUCGUUGCUGGAAUCUCUUCCAAAAGUCAUGUCAAACGUUCAUGACUUCUUUGUGUAUGUAGCAUCAAAGGCGGAGAGUAUUCAUCAGUAUAUGGAGUCAAUGAAAACCGCAUAUCUUUCUGAUCAACGUGGAAGAGGAGACACAAACGAUCCGUUUCUCGAAGCUGACCGGAGGGAAACCGCGAAACGGGCAGCUGCUGCCCGAAGGGUACAUCCGACAUUACAUCUCCCUUCUAACUCACAGCCAUCUGGCACGUUACUUGCCAGCUCAGCAACAACUGCUACUGCCACAUCAUCUGCUGCUGCUGUUACGCCACCUGUAGGGGCUGCUGCCAAUGUGGCGUCUGGUCAGGGCUGUUUAGUACUCCGUUUGGUGCCACGUCAUCGUCUUCUUUGUUUUCAACUCCUGCUCCUUCUGCCCCGUCAUCAAAUUUGUUUGGAUCGAGUGGUGGGACCCCUCAAACAUCGAUUUUUGGGGCGUUUUCGACUUCGACACCUGCGGUGGGGCCCACAGCGACAGGUGGCGGAUCCCUGUUUUCUACCACCGUUUGCUUCAAAUCCUGCAAGUGGAGCCUCAACAUUUUCUACACCAUUUGGUACAGGGGCAGCAACAGGAUCAGGGGCAAGCUUUAAUACUCAAUCAAAAGCAAGAGGUAAAAGUCGCACAGGAAGGAGGUAGAAUAUUUGGGUGUCAUUUUUUUCCCCCUUGUUUUUGUGUGUGUGUGUGUGUGUUUUAGAGUAUUUUAACUAAUUAUUGUAAUUUGUACCCCAAAAAAUGUGAAAAUUGAAGAACAAUGAGGUCCAUUGUUUAAAUAGUAAACAUAUAUUUUCCUAAUUGCUUGAAGUG